Molecule: messenger RNA, 858 nt
Organism: Rhipicephalus microplus (southern cattle tick)
Lineage: Eukaryota; Metazoa; Arthropoda; Arachnida; Ixodida; Ixodidae
Source: RefSeq, a predicted model, not a curated record
AUGCGAUCGCUACCCGAAGACAUCGCUGUUCUGCACCGGCAACGCAUGAAGGAGGCCGAGGCGAACGACAGGGCUACUCCAAGGUCGCGUCAAGAAGAGGUGCGCGACGUGAUGCAGUUCCUUCGGAUUCAGAUCGAGAGCAGAGAUGAGAGCUCCCGUUCGAGGUGCCCACGAAAACCCAGCGCCACAGGACACCAGGUGAGGGAUCCUCACUUUCAGCCGCCGCUACCAUCAGCAUUAGAGCUGGCAGCAGGAUCUGCAACGAACAGCCAUGCCUGCUGCGUACUAUGCCGACACCGUGAGCACACUGUAAAUUACUGCAAUAGUAACAUGACAAUCGACGAGAUUCGGAUGCAGCUAAUCGAGAACAACUGCUGCUUCAAGUGUGCCAGAAAAGGACACGUCGCACGACAGUGCCGCAGUGCAGAGUGGCUUAAGUGCAAGCUCUGCGCGAAGCAUCAUCUUACCAUUCUUUGCAAGAUAUGGAAACCGGCAAACUGCACGGAUGCCGACAGCAGCGACAAAACGAAAACCGACGGCCUGCCAGCGAUCACCAGUGCAACCACAAGCAGUUCUGCGCCGCUACCGCGAGACGUUCUCAUGCAAGCGGCCACAGUAUCGGCGUUGGGAAGACAUGAUUCUGCGCUGUUUCGUAUACUUAUUGACACUGGCUGCGAAAGGACAUUUAUACGGCGUGACUUGUCCACGAGACUCGGUCUACCUUCCGUCGGCAUAGAAGACCUGUCUCUGCUAAUGUUUGGCAACUCCAAACGUUCCCACACUUACCGAAACCGAACCAUGCAACCCAAGCUGCAGAGUCGUUUAUAUGCACUCGGUAUCACGGUGGAUGCUGUGUAA